Sphaerulina musiva SO2202 is the source of this 426-nucleotide messenger RNA. RefSeq lists its product as uncharacterized. The coding region runs from base 1 to 426 and encodes 141 amino acids. The transcript has a single exon. NCBI's taxonomy places the organism in Eukaryota, Fungi, Ascomycota, Dothideomycetes, Mycosphaerellales, Mycosphaerellaceae. The record is from RefSeq and is a predicted model, not a curated record.
AUGACGACAAUCCACAUCAACAUCGUCGUCUACGAAGGCUUUCCACUAAAAUAUCCCGAAUAUCGCCAUACCGUACUCUGGCUCCAAUCCGCCUCCCAAUCCCCCUCUCUCAUAGCGCACAUCGUAGGGAAUCCACAGAAAUUUAAAUUCCAAUGUAGACCGACCUCGAAAGAGCCUCAGGACAGCCUAUUGUACCGCAAACUGAUCGAAUUGGGACCUCCAGAGGUUGCUGCGACUUCGGAAGAGAUUGUUGCAAUACUACAACAUGUCCCUAUCGACAAUUCGGAUCCGAAAUUCAACUGUCAGAUUUGGGUCGAGUUGGCGUUGGGGGAGUUGAAGAAUGAGGGGAUUCUAUCGGAGGAGUCGCAUAGACAAGGUCUGGAUCGGAUGUGGAGUGCAAUUGCUGAUGCGAAAGAUGUAAAGUAG